UGUCCCAGCUUCCAAAGAAGUCAUCUUGCUGGGAGCUGGGCACCAUGACCAGCCAGUCUCAGGGAAUCCAACAGCUCCUGCAGGCAGAGAAAAGGGCCAAGGACAAGCUAGAGGAAGCAAAGAAGAGAAAAGGAAAGCGGCUGAAGCAAGCGAAGGAAGAAGCUGUGGCCGAGACUGACCAGUACCGAAUGCAGAGAGAGAAGGAGCUGCGCAUGAAGCAGUCGAAGAUAAUGGGCUCUCAGAGCCACCUCUCAGAUGAAAUAGAAGAACAAACAGUGGAAAAGAUAAAAGAAUUGAAUGGAAGCUACAACAGGUGUAUGGAGAGUGUGCUUAAGCAGCUGCUGAGCAUGGUGUGUGAGCUGAAACCAGAAGUGCAUGUGAACUACAGAGCCACCAACUGAGGGGUCUCCAGACUUCCAAAUAGAGAGAGUGGGGGAUAUGUCCUGUUAACAUUUAAGGCUGGAUUGUGCAUCUAAAGUUUACUGCAUCUCUGCAAAUGUUCAUGUCACAUAUUUCAUGUGUAGCAUUGAAUUAAAACAUAAAUAACACAGUGUGAUCUCUCCUGGCAAUGGGUAUAACUGGCAUUUAUAUGAAGCAAGUUAAGGAAAGGGAGGAACUUGAUUUUGACACUUAAUCAGAAAACAAUGACUGUAGCCUUCUUGGGGUAUAUUUUCACUUUUUUUUUUUAAGAUUUAUUGCUGAGUAGUAUUCCAUUAUGUAGAUGUACCACAAUUUCUGUAUCCAUUCCUCAACUGAGAGAUAUCUGGGCUGUUUCCAGCUUCUGGCUAUUACAAAUAAAGUUGCUACAAACACGA
Molecule: messenger RNA, 815 nt
Organism: Meriones unguiculatus (Mongolian gerbil)
Lineage: Eukaryota; Metazoa; Chordata; Mammalia; Rodentia; Muridae
Gene: Atp6v1g3
Product: ATPase H+ transporting V1 subunit G3
Exons: 3
Coding region: 45-401 (118 amino acids)
Biological process (GO): proton transmembrane transport
Cellular component (GO): vacuolar proton-transporting V-type ATPase complex
Molecular function (GO): proton-transporting ATPase activity, rotational mechanism
Source: RefSeq, a predicted model, not a curated record